UGAUCGUCGGAUCAGCUGACCAGGGGCGACCGGAAAAAGAGAUUCCUGGGCUCCAGCGUCCUAGCACGAUGAGGUUCCGGUUCUGUGGUGAUCUGGACUGUCCUGACUGGGUCUUGGCGGAGAUCAGCACACUGUCCAAGAUUUCCUCUGUGAAGCUGCGGCUGCUAUGCAGCCAGGUACUAAAGGAGCUUCUGGGACAGGGGAUUGAUUAUGAGAAGAUCCUGAAGCUCACUGCUGAUGCCAAGUUUGAGUCUGGUGAUGUGAAAGCCACGGUGGCAGUACUGAGUUUCAUCCUCUCCAGUGCAGCAAAGCACAGCGUGGAUGGUGAAUCCUUGUCUAGUGAACUGCAACAGCUGGGGCUGCCCAAAGAGCACGCAGCUAGCCUGUGCCGCUGUUACGAGGAAAAGCAAAGUCCUCUGCAGGAGCACCUGCGGGGCUGCAGUCUGCGCGUGAAUAGGUUGGCAGGAGUUGGCUGGCGAGUAGACUACACCCUGAGCUCCAGCCUGCUGCAAUCUGUGGAAGAGCCCAUGGUGCACUUGCGGCUGGAGGUGGCAUCUGGCCCAGGUGUCCCAGCACAGCCUGUUGUCAUGUCCCUGUCAGCAGACAAGUUCCAGGUCCUCCUAGCAGAACUGAAGCAGGCCCAGGCCCUGAUGAACUCCCUGGGCUGAGGAAAACGGUGUUCCAAGCCUGUGUGGAACUGCCCUAUCUGUGUGGAGUCGCUGCCCUCUGAACUCCAGGAUGCGGGGGCCUGGCCUGUACCCUUGCCUCACAGAUCCCUGGCUGCCCUGCCUCCUGCUUGAGAAUUCAGCACAGGACUCCCAAGGACCUUUCCCAGUAUUGCCUUCUCUCCCUGUGAAAGGCACUUGUCAACUUGUUUUCAUGAGCGGGAAGAAUAAACAGAAAUAUAAAGAAGUGUA
Molecule: messenger RNA, 917 nt
Organism: Otolemur garnettii (small-eared galago)
Lineage: Eukaryota; Metazoa; Chordata; Mammalia; Primates; Galagidae
Gene: COMMD4
Product: COMM domain containing 4
Exons: 8
Coding region: 69-668 (199 amino acids)
Source: RefSeq, a predicted model, not a curated record